AUGUCACCUCUCACGCUGCUCGCAGUCAUCGGUGCCUCGUUCCUCGCUCUCACCACCGCCCAGGAGACAGAAACAGGGCCAACGUAUACCGUAACCCUGGGUAAAGAUGGCGAAUGCCUCGCCGCGGUCAACGCUGCUCGCCAGGCAGUUGGGUUCAGCCAGCUGAUACAAGCAGGAACAGCUGAUACUGAAAAACGCCUGCCAGCAGAGGUCACUUCUAAAAAGGAAUCAGAUGAUGAUUGGGCCUGGAAGCCGGUGUGCAAGUCGUUGAUUCCAACCACGGAGAAAUCAGGAGGUACUGCAGGCUCUGCAGAGCAAGCUGAGUUCCAGAGCGGCACGUACGCGUACCACGUUGUUGAUAACCCAGAAGCCGUCGACUGCACAGCAAUCGUAAACAAGUGGAAAGAUUGCCGUGUCGUUACUUGCACUAAGACAACUCCUGCAGCUACAAGUUUCAGAGCAACAAGAGACACCGAAAAUAAAGAGGAAACGGGCUACGCUUUGAUCUGCAUGACUGUGCCUGAUGUGCUUCGCAAGGAAGCAGAUAAAGCCCCCUUCACGGAGGAGCAAUGGGGACAGAUCGUGACAGCCAUCGAAGGCUCUGCCUCCGCCGUCAUGCCCGGCGUUGUCAGUCUUGUAUUGGUGAUCCUUGGCCUCAGCAUGUUGUGA
This is a messenger RNA of Eimeria mitis, 669 nucleotides long. Its product is annotated as SAG family member. NCBI's taxonomy places the organism in Eukaryota, Apicomplexa, Conoidasida, Eucoccidiorida, Eimeriidae. The record is from RefSeq and is a predicted model, not a curated record. The transcript is spliced from 5 exons. The coding region runs from base 1 to 669 and encodes 222 amino acids.